GAAACUCAGUCUGUACUAAAAGAAGAAAAAGACAGCAACAAUGCUAGUAGAGAAAAAUUGUAUGAUGAACAGUCAGAGAAUAAAGAUCAGUUAGAGAAAGUCAAUGAGGAACAAUCGGAGAAUAAAGAUCAGUUGGAAGAAGUCAAUGAGGAUGAGGAAGAUUUUGGGAGAUUGUCAGAGGAUGAGAUUGAAGCUUGUAAUUUACUUAAAAAAAUUCCAGCCGCUCUUAAAAAUCUAGCAUUAGAUAUCAAAAAAAAAAACAUAAAUAGUGAGGUUUGGGUUUGUCUUAAUAGCAUUCGUUUUUAUCUUCAGCUUGUUAAAAAUAAUCAUCAAAAAAUAGAAACAAGUAAAAUCAUUGCAGAUGCAGCAGGAAAAGGGUGUAUCAUGCUAGGUGCAUUCGUUCUUGGGCGCAUGAAUAUGUUAUGCUUUCUUUGGGAUAAAGAUAUUCUUCUUCAAAUAAAAUCAUAUAUUCAAGAAAAUAAGUGGAAUAUUACACCAUAUAUGAUCAUGUCGCAAAUGAAUAAGGUUCUUUUACCAGGGCUCGGAUUUGCACCACCUCCAACAAUUUCUCUCAAUACUGCUAAAAAUUAUUUAAAGGAGCUUGGGUACGUCUAUGAAAGAGUAAAAAAAAGUGUUUAUAUAGAUGGACAUGAGAGAGAAGAUGUAGUAGCUUAUCGGGAGAUAUUUUUGCAGCGAAUAAGUGAACUUGAAUAUAGAAUGCCUAUAUUUUCAGGAGAUAAAAUAGAACUUUCUAGAGAAGCCUGUGUCAUUACAUACCCUGGCAAAAAUGGAGAUGGAUGGUGGAAGUCUGAGGACUUGAUUAACCAGAUAAUCAACUGCGCUAUUCCCAUAUUCGAAGCAUGUUUUCUAGGAUACCAAGCCUUGUUCGCAUUUGACAAUGCAACAAGCCAUGCUAUUUUUUCACCUGAUGCACUUAUCACCAACUAUAUGAACCUUGGUCUUGCUGGAAAACAAGAGAAACUACGUAGCACAUCAUAUUUUCGUGAGGGAAUAAGAUAUGACCAGGAUAUGAUUUUUUCAUCAGACUAUCGUAUUUCUGAGUUACAUGAAGAAGCUAAAGGAUUAAGAGAAGUUUUAAGAAAGAGAGGAUUGUGGCCAGAAAAAGGAUUAAAAUUAAAAGAAACACAAGAAUUAAUGAGUUAA
Molecule: messenger RNA, 1164 nt
Organism: Racocetra persica
Lineage: Eukaryota; Fungi; Glomeromycota; Glomeromycetes; Diversisporales; Gigasporaceae
Source: the annotation of a GenBank genome assembly